UCGAUCCCCGUCUAGCGACAAUCUAGGAUCCGCCCGAGCCUCGUUGGACGAUGAUUGGUCGUUUCGUCACCAGAAGCGCAGCGAAAUGGUUUGGGCUGGGCGCUACCCCUACGCCUCUCUCUCUCUCUGCGACGCCGUCUCUCCAUCUCGCAAUCGCGAGUAGGAUGUUUGCCUUCUCCAGUUCCCAGGGUCUUGUUGUUCUGAUCAAAAGGUGGUGGAGUUAUUGGUUGGUUUGACAAGAGAUGUUGGGACCAGAUGGGGGUCUGCCAGAGCCGCAGCGAGCUGUCGAUCCCAUGAGCUUGUGCUGCUCCUCAGAGCCCCACAUGGGUCGUUCCAGACUAUGGUCGAUGGUUGUCAUCAGAGAGUCUCCCGUCGACGGCAGCCUCGAUGGCAAAGACGGAGUCUUGAGCGUUUUCCCUCCGAGCAACCAUGAAAAUCUGCGCGUCCCCUCCGGACCCUGCGACGAACAGCGAAGCCCAUGUCCGAUUUUGCCUCCGUCCUCCGAUUUGCUCCCCUCCCCAUCGCAGUUCUUCACUUCGUCGUCGUCGUCGUCCUCCUCCUCAUCCUCUUCAUCUUCUUCAUGUUCGUCUUCAUUUUCGUCGUCCGAUGUUGAUGAUGAGCUCCAAGAGGAACCGCAGCCGUCAGAUUCGGCGGUCCAAGUCGGAGAACCGGGUCGAGCCGCGGGGUUGCUGCGAUUGGGAUUUAGAGUGUUGGGUUCGAAGGUUUUUGGUGCCAUGAGCUCCUUCUUUGGCCGUAGCUCUGCGACGGAGGGACUGUUUUGGCUGUCCGUUACUUCGGCGGCGGUAGUGCUGUGGUGGGUAUGCGCGCGAUUUCGUUUGCUGCGGCUGAGACACAGAGAGAGAGUGGAUGGUUUGAUGCGCGUGGUUAAAGAGCGAGACGAGAAAAUCGCCCAUCUCCUGCAUCAAAUUGCUCAAAUGAACGAGGUGUUGCUGUCACGGCACAAAGCUUUGACUUCCAAAUUGCCUGGAUGAGUACGAACCCGGACUCCAUAGGUUCUGGAGCAUGUAUCUUUUAUAAUCGACAUUCUUUUGUCUCGAGCAAGGCCAAACUGGCUGAAUUUGGAUGCUUCUCGCCUCAAAUCCCUCUGAACUGGAUGAUGAUUGCAGUAUUGCUUCCCUCUACAAGAUUGUGACACCAGAGGCUUAGAAGAACAUCGAGAAGGGAUCACGGAUUUAGGCUCCGGAUAAGUAGUCUAGUCUUUGGAGCCUGGCAAGGGGUAGACCUGCUUGGGUUGGGGUAACUAUAUAUCUUCGUACUUCGUCAUCUUUCUGCUGAAUGUAUCCUUAUAGGGCUUAAUAUUUCGAUUAGUCUAAUACCAUUAUUUCCUAGAUCAAGUAUUCUUGUGCAGUCUAAUGAAUCGCUGCCCGAGUUCUACUUGUAUUGACUUAUUUAUGGUUGUUUCUUCUUGUCCUACGGACAGCUUUUGCCGCUUUC
This is a messenger RNA of Rhodamnia argentea, 1455 nucleotides long. RefSeq lists its product as uncharacterized. The coding region runs from base 243 to 992 and encodes 249 amino acids. NCBI's taxonomy places the organism in Eukaryota, Viridiplantae, Streptophyta, Magnoliopsida, Myrtales, Myrtaceae. The transcript has 2 exons. The record is from RefSeq and is a predicted model, not a curated record.